Molecule: messenger RNA, 2391 nt
Organism: Verruconis gallopava
Lineage: Eukaryota; Fungi; Ascomycota; Dothideomycetes; Venturiales; Sympoventuriaceae
Exons: 2
Coding region: 301-2247 (648 amino acids)
Molecular function (GO): NADP binding; flavin adenine dinucleotide binding; N,N-dimethylaniline monooxygenase activity
Source: RefSeq, a predicted model, not a curated record
GCAGCUUUGAUGCUCCAAAAAUGGUGAAAUCUAACCACUUUUCCGGCUACUCACUGGUCUAAUCCUGCUUCGAGUCGUCACAUGCCUACUCGGAAUCCCAGUGUGCGUACUUAUUUCACGUUGCAUCGGGUACGGGCUUUUCUUCACACCUUCUUCCAGGCGAGCAGCUAGUAGAGGUCGUGCCAUUGCUGCAUAUGCAGGCGAACCCCUUCAAACAGUUGGCAUUAUUUCUGUUCCUCCGUCAACAUCUCCUGCGCAACGCGACAUUUUUGUCUUGGACUUGCGAUUUCCACCGCAGCCAUGACUUCAAGUGAGGCGGGAAAGGGCUACCAUCCCAUAAGAGAAGACUUGCGGACGCAGAUACAUCGGGUCAAUGGCUAUGACCGACAGAAAGGCUACACAUACUAUCCUGUGGUUGUGGUCGGAGCUGGCUUCGCUGGCAUUGCCAUGGCUUGGAAACUCCAGGUCGAGCUGAAGUUUGACCAAUAUAGAGUUUUCGAGCGGCAAUCUGGCGUUGGAGGCACAUGGUGGAUUAAUAGAUAUCCCGGUGUUGCAUGUGACGUUCCCGCCGUGUUCUAUUCAUACUCGUUCGCACCAAAUCCGAAGUGGACGUCUAUGUACCCUCCAGGCCCGGAGAUCUACAAUUACUUACAAGAUAUCUGCGAUGAAUACAACCUCACUGACAAGAUUGAAUUAAACACGGAUGUCCGCGUGUGCAAAUGGCUGCCGCAAGAGGAGUGCUGGGAAGUCCAACUGGCACAUAUGAAGCCUGGCAUGGGUGAUUUGUCCUCGAAAGAGCGGGCCCGACGAGUCAGAGAGGAAGGUGAAGACAGUGUAUGGGUCAGCACAGAGACAAUUCGAUGCAAGAUCCUGAUUAGCGGUGUCGGCGGCAUUGUCGAGCCAAAGGGAGCACCAAGCAACAUAAAGGGCUUCGAAAAGUUCAAAGGCGUUUGCUUCCAUUCUGCAAGGUGGGAUGACAGUGUCGAUUUUCAAGGAAAAGAUGUCGUCGUUCUUGGGACAGGUUGCUCGUCGGCUCAGCUUGUUCCUCGUUUAACCAAGGCCCCAUUCAAUGCAAAGUCCGUCACGCAAAUCAUGCGAAGUCCGCCAUGGGUUGUGUCCAAACUUCCGCCACCAGGUGGAGAUGAAGGGUGGGCGAAAUGGGCACCCGUUGUUUUCACGUACGUGCCAGGAGCACUUCGAGCAAUGCGACUUCUUCUCGCAUCGGUUGCUGAGUUCGAUUGGCGACUAUUCCCUGACGGCGAAUGGAACAAGAAGCAACGAGCGAAGCUUGAAGCUUUCGAACUUAAGCGUAUGAAGUCGAUCGUGCCUGAGAAAUAUCACGAUAUCAUGACGCCGGACUAUUCAAUUGGCUGCAAGCGUCGGAUAUUCGAUGCGGAGUGGCUCACAAGUCUCAACGAACCGAACAUUGAGCUCACCACGCUCAAGCCAACAGAGAUUCACGAGCGUAGCAUAACACUUGGACCAGAAGUAUCAUAUCCAAAGGAUGCUAAACCGGGCGAGGCUAAGGAAGUGCCUGCUGACAUCAUUGUUCUUGCCAACGGAUUUGACAUGACCCGCUGGCUCUCUCCUCUUGAAGUCCGAGGCACGCACGGUCAAGAUCUCGUCGAUACGAUGCAAGAACGUGGGGGCCCUCAAGCGUAUCUCGGCACUGCUGUAGACGGCUUUCCGAAUUUCUUCAUCAUCUUUGGCCCGAACACCACCACAGGACACUCAUCUGUGGUCCUCGCGAUUGAGAACAUGGUCAACCACGCAAAAAGGUUCAUUAAGCCGAUCCUCAAUGGAGAUGUGAGAACAGUAGAAGUCAAGAAGGAAGCCGAAAUCAAAUGGGCUCAAGACAUACAAAGGGAGCUUAAGAAGACAGUCUUCCAGACCGGUGGCUGCAAUUCGUGGUAUUUCGACGAAACUGGCUGGAACUCGACCGUGCUGCCUUAUAACCAGAUUUGGUUCUGGUACAAGUGCAGAUUCCCCAAAUGGAGCGAUUGGACAAUUAGCUAUACUCGGAAAGGACUGAUAAAGUUGGUCCUCUCAAGGCUAGUCAAGUUUAUUGGUGUGAUGUCUUUCCUCUUUGGCUGGUACCGUGCCAGACAGGAAGGCCUCAGUCUGAAAGAGUACGUGCUCGACUCGCUGCAGCGUUUGAAGGGAUACUCGAAGCUUGCGGCCUUAUUGGCAAUAAUGCAGCUGCAAAAGCAAUUGAAGAAAGCGAGCAAGUAUAUCAUGAAUUUGUAAAGUUGGAUCAGAAACUUCGGCAGAAAUUGUGUCACAAUAGGUUAAUUUAGACAUCGUCUUCGCACAGCACAUGUACUCAAGAACCCAGAUAGGCCUUUAUAUAGCUGUAAUUACCACCCAGCCAUUUGCUACCCUUGAGCUUCA